CGGCCGGAUGAGCCGUCAGGGGCAGCGAGCCCCGAUAGGCUCCGGGGCUGGGAAGCGAGCCCGGUCGUACCCUCAGUUCCGCUGCGGAGGCGCAGCCUGACGUUUGCGGCGUUCGUUAGCAGUCGGGUUCAUUUCUGCUGCUCCGCUGACAUGCCAAGUACCUGCCCGAUCCCCUCGGAUCGGAGGGAGGAAAUGCUGGAAGCGCUCAAGGCUCUCUCGACCUUUUUUGUUGAAAACAGUUUGCGCACCCGAAGAAACUUGCGUGGAGACAUUGAACGACGAAGCUUAGCCAUAAAUGAAGAAUUUGUUCACAUUUUCAAGCAAGUUAAAGAGGAGCUUGAGAGUAUAAAUGAAGAUGUACAAGCGAUGAGCAGCUGCUGUGAAGAUAUGUCCAGUCGUUUGAAGGCAGCAAAGGAGCAAACCCAGGACUUGAUAGUAAAAACCACAAAGCUCCAGGCAGAAAAUCAGAGACUAGAAAUGAAAGCACAAGUUGCAGAUGCAUUUAUAGCAAAAUUCCAACUGACAGCAGAUGAAAUGAACCUCCUUCGAGGCACAAAAGAUGAGCCAAUUACUGAGGAUUUUUUCAAGGCUUUGGGAAGAGUAAAGCAAAUUCAUGAUGAUGUCAAGAUUCUCCUCCGGACAAAUCAGCAAAGGGCAGGUUUGGAAAUUAUGGAACAGAUGGCUUUACUGCAAGAGACAUCUUACGAGCGACUUUACAGAUGGACUCAAAAUGAAUGCAGGACUUUGACACAAGAAUCAUGUGACAUUUCUCCAGUGCUCGCUCAAGCCAUGGAAGCUUUAAAAGAUAGACCUGUCCUGUAUAAGUACACGUUGGAUGAGUUUGGAACAGCUAGGAGGAGUGCUGUGGUCCGUGGCUUUAUAGAUGCUCUCACUAGAGGAGGUCUGAGUGGUACUCCCCGCCCUAUUGAAAUGCACUCACAUGAUCCUCUGAGGUACAUAGGAGACAUGCUGGCCUGGUUGCAUCAAGCUACAGCUUCUGAAAAAGAGCACCUAGAAGCUAUGUUAAAGCUUGUAACUAUUGAAGGUGUGGAAGAAAAUAUUCAAGAAGUAGUUGGACACAUCACAGAAGGUGUCUGCAGGCCUCUGAAGGUUAGAAUUGAGCAGGUCAUUGUUGCUGAGCCAGGAGCAGUUUUACUGUACAAGAUUUCUAAUCUUCUCAAGUUCUAUCACCAUACAAUCAGUGGUAUUGUAGGAAACAGUGCAGCCACACUGUUGACAACAAUUGAAGAAAUGCAUUUGUUGAGCAAGAAAAUAUUCUUUAAUAGCUUGAGUCUUCAUGCAAGUAAACUAAUGGACAAGGUUGAACUCCCACCUCCUGAUCUUGGCCCAAGCUCUGCACUGAAUCAGACACUUAACUUGCUACGGGAGGUUCUGGCAUCACACGACUCAUCUGUUGUUCCACUGGAUGCCCGUCAAGCUGAUUUUGUGCAGGUUCUGUCUUGUGUGCUAGAUCCAUUGUUACAGAUGUGUACUAUGUCUGCUAGUAAUUUGGGCACAGCUGAUAUGGCAACCUUCAUGGUAAAUUCACUUUAUAUGAUGAGGACUACUUUGGCUCUCUUUGAAUUCACUGAUAAGCGUCUAGAAAUGUUGCAGUUUCAGAUUGAAGCUCAUUUAGAUACACUCAUAAAUGAACAAGCUUCCUACGUGUUAACAAGAGCUGGUCUAAGCUACAUAUAUAACUCAGUGCAGCAACACAAACCAGAACAGGGCCCUCUUUCAUGUUUGCCAAAUAUGGAUUCUGUGUCCCUAAAGGUUGCAAUGGCUCAGUUUGAUCGCUAUCUGUCUGCUCCAGAUAGUCUGUUAAUGGCCCAGCUGAAUUUCCUUCUCAGUGCCACUGUGAAAGAGCAGAUAAUAAAGCAGUCAACAGAACUGGUCUGCAGAGCUUACAGUGAGUUAUAUGCAGCUGUGAUGGAUCCUUCAAAUGAAUAUAAGGAUCCAGAAACCAUACUACUCAGAUCUCCUCAUCAAGUUCAGGCGCUCCUUUCAUAAUCUUGUUUCCCCCAGAUUUUUCAGAAUCCAUAAUUGUGUAUUUGUUAGGUAUUUGCAUCGAGUUAUUUUUCUGUUUUGAAUUUUGAUGUGUAAAUAUAUUGUUAAAAUGUGUAGGAGUGCAGUUUUGUUUAAUCUGCUUGGCAGAAGUUGUCUUUCCUGUGUCUUUGAAUACCUUCCAUAGGCCAGACAAUAGAAUAUAGAUUAAAAAUUAUUUUAAUGUGUUUCUCUUAUGGGAAUGGACCUUGACAAUGUGCAAUCUCUUUGAAAAAGAAAAAACUUUUUCCUUGCUGUACAUAAUCCUUUCAACUAGAGGGUGAACCAGUAUCUCUUACAACCUCACCAAUACUUUUAUUUGCUCUUUUUCCUGUUCUUUCACUCUUUUUCUCAGUUUAUCAAGAGUAAAUCCUGAUAACUGUAAUUUUGAUUGAACUGAUAUACUUAGAAUGUCUCAAGUGCAUCACUUUUACAGCUCAUAAAUCAUUUUGGAGUAUCUGAUGCUGUUUUUUCAAAUCCUGUUGAUUAAAUCUUUGAGGCAAAAUUUGUGUGCUUUAUUGGAAUCCAGUAUCGUUGCUAGUUCUGGUGGUUUCUGUAAGAAAAAGAAAUAUUUUAUCUACAUGCAAGUACAGAACCUGGAACUUAAUGCUUUCAGCUAUUUGUAUAAAUUUGUUUUACUUGAAGGA
This is a messenger RNA of Pezoporus flaviventris, 2690 nucleotides long. It is a transcript of the gene COG6, whose product is annotated as component of oligomeric golgi complex 6. The transcript has 19 exons. Lineage: Eukaryota; Metazoa; Chordata; Aves; Psittaciformes; Psittacidae. The record is from RefSeq and is a predicted model, not a curated record. The coding region runs from base 151 to 2010 and encodes 619 amino acids. Gene Ontology annotation, cellular component: COG complex. Gene Ontology annotation, biological process: intra-Golgi vesicle-mediated transport.